Messenger RNA from Diuraphis noxia (Russian wheat aphid), 1332 nucleotides. RefSeq names its product protein bric-a-brac 1-like. Gene Ontology annotation, biological process: regulation of transcription by RNA polymerase II. The record is from RefSeq and is a predicted model, not a curated record. Gene Ontology annotation, molecular function: protein binding; DNA binding. Gene Ontology annotation, cellular component: nucleus. NCBI's taxonomy places the organism in Eukaryota, Metazoa, Arthropoda, Insecta, Hemiptera, Aphididae.
CAAACGCGGCACCCGACGCGACUACAGUCAGUUCCGCCGCGACCGGUGCUCUCGUCCGUCACGCGCGCGCGCUUCCGUCUGCCGUUUUCGCGUUGAAAAAAAAACGUGUGCUCAGAAGUGAUAGAACGUGUUGUUAUUUGAAUAUUAUUUUUUUUUUUCCCAACCGCAACCGGCGUUAUCUGUAAGCUCGCGAUUUUUAUCAAUUUCGCGCCGAAAUUUUUUUUCCUCGACAGUCCGUCCGAAUAGUAGUCUCGUAUACGCACUGCAGAGCAGCAACUUUUCAACGCCUCUGGCACCAUGCAACCAAGCAACGGCUCCAAAGACGUGUCGUCGGCGGCGGCCGAGAAGACUUGCGGCGCGACCGGCGGUUCCGGCAACCAGCAGUUCUGCUUGCGGUGGAACAACUACCAGAGUAAUCUAACCAACGUGUUCGACCAACUGCUGCAGAACGGCACUUUCGUGGACGUGACGAUCGCCUGUGACGGUCACACGCUCAAGGCGCACAAGAUCGUGCUGUCCGCAUGUAGCCCGUACUUUCAGAGCAUGCUGGCCGAGAACAAGUGUAAGCACCCGAUCGUCAUACUGAAAGACGUCCAGUGGCCAGAGCUCAGGGCCGUCGUCGAUUUUAUGUACAAGGGCGAGAUAAACGUUUACCAGGAACAGAUUGGGCCGCUGUUGCGCGUGGCCGAGACGCUGAAAGUCCGCGGUCUGGCCGACGUCAGCAACGAACAACUCACCGGUGGCGGUGGAUGUGAACCACAGGCCGCGGCCACAGUGGUGACGCCCACGACUCUAGCACCCGAAUCUCCCAAACAACCGGCCCGCAAGCGGCACAGACUGUCGCCACCAGCGGCCAGCCCAGAAUCGGUCAUGUCCGACUUGGGAUCGUCGGCCGUGGACACGCCGCUCAACUUGCACCACAUGCCGCCUCCUCCGGCCCCCCAUCAUCAGCAGCAGGUGCAGUCGCACGUGCACCAGCACCACCUCCAGCAGCAGCAGCAGCAGCAGCAACAACAACAACAGCAGCAGCAGCAGCAGCAGCAGCAACAGCAACAGCAACAACAGCAACAACAACAUCAGCAGCAGCAACAGCAACAGCAACAACAGCAGCAACAUCAACAACAACAGCAGCAGCAGCAGUCGUCACAACAGCCACCGGCACCGCAAGCCAUGCCGCCGUCCGCCUCGUCCGCUUCGUCUUCGUCGUCAUCGUCGUCGUCGAUACCACCGCCGAGUAGCGUGGCCGACGAUAUGGAAAUAAAGCCAGGCAUCGCGGAGAUGAUACGUGAGGAAGAAAGAGUGAGUUAUUUUUCCACCAGAUUUAUUAUUUAA